Acanthosepion pharaonis is the source of this 1152-nucleotide messenger RNA. The record is from the annotation of a GenBank genome assembly. Lineage: Eukaryota; Metazoa; Mollusca; Cephalopoda; Sepiida; Sepiidae.
AUGCCAGACAAAAUCCUCCUACAAAUCUUUUCGUUCCUUAAACACAAGGAGCUGGGCAAAAUAGCACGAGUGUGUAAACGAUGGCGCCUCAUAGCCUACGACAGUCGCCUGUGGCAAGCUGUCUCCUUACGCCCCGAAUUCUCUGGGCUGCACAUUAACAGUAUUGAAGCACUGUUGGCCUUAAUAAACAUUCGCUUUGGCAACACCCUCCGCUACAUCGAGCUCCCUUGUGAGCUGAUCACAGCCCCUGUGCUACAUGAUCUUGCCAAUAAAUGCCCAAACCUUAGAUAUAUGACUCUGGACUUUUCCAAUGCCAUGCAAUUGCAUGAUUUUAAUGACCUGAAUGCCUUCCCCUGCAACCUUCGGAGCCUCUGCCUUUGUCUGUCGGAAGUCAUCUUUCUAGAAGGGUUCAUGCGAAGAAUUUACAGCUGCUUGUCGUCGCUUGAAGUGCUUCAUCUGAUUGGAACCUUUGAAUUGUCAUCUGAUGCAGAGGAGGAGAAUUAUGAAAAAAGCAAUAAAUUUAGCCUUUUUGCCAUUUUUUGGCUUUUUUUUUUUCUUGGUAUUUCUGAUUCAUUUUUUUCUUCUUCAUUUUCUAUCUCGCUUUUUUCUUUCUUCCCUUUUGAUCACUAUACUCCCUCACAUUUUUAUAUUUUUUAUCUGUCCUUUACUCUCUUCCUUUUCAUCCAUUACAUUUUCUUCUUUUUUUCUUCUCUUUUCUCUCACUUUUAUACCUUUUAUCCAUCCUUCCACAAACUCUCUCCCUUUUCCAUUAUAUCUUCUCUUUCAUUUUUGUCCUCUUUCCUCUCACUUUUGUUCUUUUUAUCUUUCCUUUUUUUUCCACCACACAUUCUUCUUUUUUUUGCUUUCUCAUAUCUUCUUCAUUUUACUUCUCUUUCCUCUUACUUUUAUAUCUUUUUAUUUAUCCUUUACUUCUUCUCUGCACACUCCUUUUCUUUCUCAUACCUUCUUUUUUAUACUUUACUUCUUCUACAUACUCUUUUCUUUCAUAUUAUGCCUUCUCCUUUAUUCUUCUUUAUACACUCUUUCUUUUCCUUCUCCCCUUUCUCAUUAUUCCUUCUUUUUUCUUUUCUUACUUAUUUUACUUCAUUUAAUUUUUUCUUUCAUGCAGAUCUUAAUUCAUUUUUAUUUUAA